AUGGAUUUGGAUUCCGAGCCGGAGUUGAAGCUCUCAUUACUCAUUUAUCAACUAAUCACUAUCUACGACACUACGGCUCCAAACUCAGAGUUCAUAUCAGUCACUAGAGGGAUUUACUCUCUCAUCAACUCUAUGGAUUUGGAUUCACAGCCGAAGCCGGAGUUGGAGUCGGAGCUCAUAAAUGUCAUUAAGCAAAUAAUCUCUCUUGUCAGCUCUAUUCCGGAUGAUGAACCGGAGUCAGAGCUCAAAUCACUCUUGACUGAACUAAUCUGUCUCAUAAGCUCUAUGGAUUCUGAUCAGGAUCCGAAGAAGGAGCAAGUGCCGGAGCUCAUGUUACUCAUUACUCAAGUAUUAUUUUAUCUCCCUUAUUUGGCUUCAGGGGGUUCGGAGCUCGGUUCCCACAUUAAUCGAUUAUGCUCUCUCGUUGUCCCUAAGAAGUCUGAGGCGAAGCUGGAGCAUCAAACUUGUAUGGAUUCAGAUUUGGAGCCGGAAUCAAAGCUCAUAUCACUCCUUUCUCAAUUUCUCGAUAUGAAAUCGGGUUCGGAGCUCAUAUCACACAUCCAUCAAGUAAUCUCUUUGGUCAUCUCUAUGGAUUUGGAUUCACAGCCUAAGCCGGAGUCGAGGCUCAUGACACUCGCUACUCAAACAAUCUCUUUUGUCAAGUCUAUGGAUCUGGAUUCGCAGCCUAAGCCGCUGACGGAGUUCAUAUCACUCAUUAUCUCAAGAACAUCUACUCUGUUUGGAAUGGAGCUCUUACUUAUUGAUGACAUACUUGGAUCUCGAGCCGGAGCCGGAGCUCAUGUCACUCAUCCAUCAAAUAGUCUCCCUCGCCAUCUCCAUGGAUUCAAAGUGGCAGAAGCUUAUUUCCGUGUGCCCUCAAGUAGAGCUUGUGUGGAGAAACCACCACUCUUAUCUAUAGAUCAUCCAAAGUGGCAUGAGCAUACACUUUCUCACUUUCCAAGACAAGCUUCCUUAACUUGCGACCUCUGUGCCUUGACAGAUUCAAACUCUCAUUUCUAUCUAUGUCUCCUUUGUGACUUUGUGGUCCAUCAAAGCUGUCUCUGCUUGCCACAUGUCAUAAGGAUAUCUCGCCAUCCCCAUCGAAUCUCGUUUACACCUUCAUUUGGCCAAGGAAAUUGGGUUUGUGGUGUUUGUCGCAGAGAGAUCAACAAUGACUACGGAGGUUAUUCUUGCAUCAAGGAUGGUUGUUCCUACGCGGCUCAUUCAAAAUGUGCCACACAAAGCAAUGUGUGGGAUGGUAAAGAGCUAGAGGGAGAGCCAGCAGAAAUUGAAGAAGAAGUCAAGCCGUCGUUUGUGAGGAUAAGUGAUGGUAUUAUUCAACAUUUCAGCCAUGAACAUCAUCAUCUCAGACUUGAUGAGAAUGCCGACAGAGAUUUCGACGAGAACAAGCAGUGUGAAGCAUGCAUCACGCCGAUCUAUUUCGGCAACUACUACUCGUGUAUGCAAUGUGAGUUCAUACUACAUGAAACAUGUGCAAAUCUUUCUCGCAAAAUGCAUCACCCGAUACAUCCACAUCUGCUUACUCUAGUGACAGGAUAUGACCGUGUUAUAAAAAUAAGUCCUCAUACCAGGAUCUAUGAGAGUUCAUGUUCAGCUUGUCCUUGGUUGUGGACAGCUGGUUUCUUCUAUGAGUGCGGUGAAGAAGGAUGUCAAUUUAAGUGUGCUACUAUACCUCAAAAGGUGAGGUAUAAGCAUGAUAAGCACAUGCUCGUUCUUUCUUAUGGGAAGGAGACAAGUACAAUGACGUAUUGGUGUGAAGCUUGCGAGGGAAAGAUAAAUCCGAAGAAGGGAUUUUAUAAGUGUGAUGAGUAUUGUUGUGUUACCUUACACAUUGAUUGUCUGAAUGGGAAGGACUUAUACAUGAAGCCUGGUGCAUCGUGGUUAUACUACGAUAAAAAAGUAGGUGUUCUGCCCAACAAUCAGCAUAUGUCCCGACCAUUUUGCUACUAUUGUAUAUGUGACCUAAUAGCUUGA
This is a messenger RNA of Microthlaspi erraticum, 1995 nucleotides long. NCBI's taxonomy places the organism in Eukaryota, Viridiplantae, Streptophyta, Magnoliopsida, Brassicales, Brassicaceae. The record is from the annotation of a GenBank genome assembly.